ACGUGGCCGGAAUAUUUCAACAGCGCAUGCGUUAUUAUUUCACUGUAGCGUUAACGUUGUGCAUCUGCCUAGAUUUGAGUGUUAUUCAUUUAUACAGUGUGUUUGUUUUAAAGACGAAAUGUCGUUCUGUUCUUUUUCCGGGAAGGAAGUGUACAAAGAUCAUUUUAAGCGAGGAAUAUAUGUCUGCUCCCAAUGUGCAAACCCACUGUUUUCAAGUCGAUCAAAAUAUGUCCACUCCUCGCCUUGGCCAGCUUUCACAGAAACUAUCCAGGAGGACAGUGUAACUAAAGUGAUGGAGACACUCACAGCUUAUAAGGUUCUGUGUGGGAAGUGUGGAAGUGGACUAGGCCAUGAGUUUCUGAAUGAUGGUCCAGAAGAAGGCAUGUCAAGAUUUUGAAUUUUUAGCCACUCAAUGAAGUUUGUUCCAAAAGACAAGGUUGGCCAUCAAUAAAGCGAGGAUGGCAGUCUAUGAACAUGCUCUCUAGCUGCUGUUGCACACACACAUUAAGGGGAUGCUCAAUUUAUGAAGUGAACUGGGAAAAAUCCACCUGGAUCCCCUGUUCACAGAUGUAUGUGGUCAUCCUGCUCUGUACCACACUGUAAAACAGUAAUAAUGUUUCAGAUAUGCAGAACUGUGUAGAAACAAAAAUCAGAUGCUUUCUCGUGGGCCAUAGGAAUUAAUAUCCUUUACUAAUCCAUAUAACAUGGCUUAGUAUGACUUCUUUGGUCCAGUGGGUCUGAAUCUGGGAUUUGUCAUGCUUAGAUGUCAUUUAUUUUUUUUAUUUUUUUAUUUUUUAACAUCGUUCAGCUACUAUUAAUGCUAGUUAUUAUAUUACCUUUGCAUAUAUUGAACUGGUCAUUUGAAAUGAAUGUGGAAAAUCUAAAGCACAUGAAUGUAUCAAGUGAAUUUUAUUAAAACUAGGAAAAAUA
Molecule: messenger RNA, 930 nt
Organism: Silurus meridionalis
Lineage: Eukaryota; Metazoa; Chordata; Actinopteri; Siluriformes; Siluridae
Gene: msrb1b
Product: methionine sulfoxide reductase B1b
Exons: 4
Molecular function (GO): peptide-methionine (R)-S-oxide reductase activity
Source: RefSeq, a predicted model, not a curated record